Messenger RNA from Staurois parvus, 625 nucleotides. Lineage: Eukaryota; Metazoa; Chordata; Amphibia; Anura; Ranidae. The record is from the annotation of a GenBank genome assembly.
AUGGGCCCCUGUACCGCCUCCUCAUGCUGCUGCCAGGUCCAGAGUGUGUCAUGGGCCCCCGUACCGACUCCUCAUGCUGCUGCCAGGCCCGUAAUCUGCCAUGGGCCCCUGUACCGCCUCCUCAUGCUGCUGCCAGGUCCAGAGUGUGUCAUGGGUCCCUGUACGGCCUCCCAUUGCUGCUGCUGCAGGCCCGUAAUCUGCCAUGGGCCCCCGUACCGACUCCUCAUGCUGCUGCCAGGCCCGUAAUCUGUCAUGGGCCCCUGUACCGCCUCCUCAUGCUGCUGCCAGGUCCAGAGUGUGUCAUGGGUCCCUGUACGGCCUCCCAUUGCUGCUGUCUCCAUCGCCACACUCUGCCAUGUGCCACUUUCAGAUCUCCUCACACUGCUGGUGGUUCCAUUUUGUCAUAGGGUGCUGUAUGGCCUCCCAUUGCUGCUGACUCCACCGCCACACUGUGGCUCCACACUCUGGUUUUGGCCCCGUGACUGCCCAAAUGAGUGAAGUGUGCGGUGAUUCUAAGAUCGACGGCACUCAUCUGCAUGUCAUACUGACUGACAGUAUUAUUUCUCUUCCCCAGCAGACUCCAAGGGCAUUUAAAUUAAAGGUACAGUGUUCUGCACUAAUAUAA